This is a messenger RNA of Parnassius apollo (apollo), 393 nucleotides long. NCBI's taxonomy places the organism in Eukaryota, Metazoa, Arthropoda, Insecta, Lepidoptera, Papilionidae. The record is from the annotation of a GenBank genome assembly.
AUGAGAGAGUCGAAUUUGGAAAUAAAUAGCGUACCAGAACAUAAAACGGAAAAUUUGUCAACCAUUUUAACCCAAAUAGCAAAAACCGUUGACUGCCUUAUUGGAGAUGAAGAUAUUUAUCAUGUAACCCGAGUUGCUAAGCUAAACAAGGACAGUGACCGGCCUCGCAUGGUUAUUGCUAAGCUCCGCAGCCCCCGACAUCGAGAUGCCAUGUUGGCUGCUGUUGCCAAAUUUAACAAAAGUAACCCAAAAGAAAAACUGUCAACCCAACAUCUUGGUAUGGCGGGUCCGACAAAGCCUGUGUUUGUCUCUGAGCACUUACCACCAGCUAUCAAGUCCCUGCACGCAGCAGCUCGCAUCAAGGCCAAGAAGGAAGAUUACAAAUUCGUAUAG